GUCCUGUAUUUUAUUUUUCGUUAUUUGCUCCUUUGUACGUGACGUUGCCGCGAGUCUUCGCUGGCACGGAGUACAGAGUGUGCUGUACGCGAGCAGCUGGGCUAACGGGCGGAUGAAGUAAACAAGUGUGUGUCACGUAGGCUUGCUCCGGAGCUGUCAGCGCUUUCUGCCGUGCAAAUGAGAGAGGCAGACUGCGGGGCAAGCCUAGGAAAUGUGUAAAAGACGACUGCUUUCAGAUGUGUUGCAGUAAAUAAUGGAUUUUUGUUACUUUUUAAGCGCUUUGGCAGCAGCUUCCUGCAGAGUCGCUGCAGCUGUUGCUUAGCUAGCUGCACGCAGCUGACAGCCAUGGGAAGGAGAGCAGAGACUUGUAAACACUGUUAUCACAGGGUCAUAGUAGUUAUGUGUCAAACAUCACGCCCCAGACUCAUCCCUAUUACUGCCUGGGCUGUGAUUCGGGAAUAUUUGAUACAUUUCUGGAGCUGGUCGUUGAUCUGGCACUGCUCAAACUUGAAAAAGUUGAUGGUUAGGAGAUAAUUAUGAGCAUACUGGUAAAAGGAGAACUUCUGGCUCUUCUUGCAUUCACUAUGACCUCCGGGUAGCUUUGUCCUCUCCCACGUGGCUUCAUAAGUUUGUAAUCCAUUAACCAAUUAUAAGAAAACUUCACUCUUGCUGUUACACCAGGGUCUCAGAGACGUGUGGAUCUUUAUUAGCAGUAACUCGAUGAUUUCCAAAAGCACCUCCUGUGAAGUCAUUUUAUUAACACGUGCUGUGCAGCAGGGGAUGGUGCACAAGGACUAAAAGAGAUUUCAAAGUCUAAACAGACGCUCAGGUUUUGUCACUCACUGCUUACUACUCUGUUUACUUCUGCUUGCUGUUCUUGUUCCUCCAUUACUCGUUUGCACUUGUGCAUAACAGCGGCACUUGGCCUAGUUCUAAUGCUAUGUCCCAUAUAAUACAACGUUUAUAUUUACUAUAGGAACAGGCUCUUAUGUAAUUCUAUUAGUCACGUAUCCCGAUGAGUCUGUUUAACGUUGCAUAAGACACCAUGCAGGCAGGUACACAGAUUUCCUGCCGUUCUUUUUCGCAGCUGUGGUCACGGAGGUUUAAAUGUGUGCAGGCUGAGCUGCUGUGGCAGGUGUACGAGGGAUGAGCAGAGCUCAGGCUGCACUGGUGAGGAGACGUGCUUCACUGGCUGUCCUUAUUAUGCAUAGACACAGAGUACACAGAGAGAGGUGGGGCUGGGCAGAAAAGCAGGAAAAUCAUACUGGAGUCAGUCUAUCUGUGUGCAGCUGAUCUGUUUAUACUGAGGGGGCUGUUUAGUGGCAGCUGAUGUGCAUAUUAAGCUGCCCUUGCUGUUUAACAAUAAUCACUGCUACUCAGGGUGGAGGGUUGGAAAGGCACUGAGUUGGCUUAGUCAUGAGCACCAAUAUGUGGUUAUAACUGCAGAUUGGCUAGGAAUAUGUUCCAGCAUGUGCAGCAGAGUCUUAACAGAUUAUAUCAUUAUGUUUAGCCACAAUAGCUGUAACUCCUGCAGGAUAUUUAUCUCCGGGGCUCAGAGGCUGCCUCAGACGCUGCAAUAAGACCGCCUUCUUUCACCAUCCUUCUCUCUGUAAUAAAAUACCAUAAAAAAAUCUUUAUAUUUGGACAUUUUCAUAUCCUCCAGAUUGUGGCUCUAAAUCCCUCUAGUCCCUUCUUAAAGGCUUGGUCUCACUCUCCCUGCACUUCCCUCUCCCUCCUGCCCUCCCUCUCUCCGUCUGCUCUAUAUCUAGGUGAAAGUUCACCCGCUCACACAGACUUGCAGCGAAGGCUUGAUGCAGGCUGAGGCUGUGUCAUGUUUAUGCACUGAGUGUGCAGCUCCACGGUGCUCUAAUCUAGCUGCUGUUUUUGCAUGUGGGAGAAUUCAACCUCAAGGUCGUUGGAGGUGUUUUUGAUGUGCCUUACUUGGUCUUUGUUAAUCACCCCCGGAUGAAACGGCUCCUCUGUUGUUCUCCACACUAUUUAAUUAAGUAUGAACCGACAAAAUGAUUCUGGGUCACACCAUUCAUACAGAUUAGUUACAAAGAUAUUACUCUUUUAAUCUGUGUUAAUUGACAAAAGCAGCACAUUGGCAGCAUAUUUGAAAAGCAGAAACAGUAAAAAGGCUCUAUUUUUAGCUUCUCUGCUGUGAAGAUUUGCUGAUUUUUGCUGGCUUAAAGGUGAUUGAAAAGGAAUUUCAAUCACCUUGAACACAGGAAAUCGUGAGCAACAUUUCGUGUGAUUUUUCAGUCCUUUAUCGGAGUCAAAAUGGAAUCAAAUGCUUAAUAAAGCAGACAAGACCACAGACUUUUAAUAGCUUGACAGCUUCAGGCAUUAUCACUCAGCAGUGUAGACAAAUCCUUUCAGAUAAGUCCGAAAAUCAAACUCUGUCUUUUUAGGAUUAUCUUGUUGCCAAUUUCCUACAGUCUAAAAUGAGCCAGAAAAACAAGGGCAAACACUGAGUAAAAGUACCCGAACAGGAAUUUGAUAAUGGUCAUUGAGAAUUUCCAGCUUACCUCUUAAACAGUGAAACCAUUGGGACAGCCUGGGAUCAAUUUCAUCUACAAUGUCAUGUUCUCUAAUGAAUGCGUGUUUUUUACAUGGUCAGCAGGAAGCGAGGUCCUGAUGUGUAGAGGUAAAAUAUCCGGGCCUACAAUGAUAUUCGGUUAUGGAGUGAACAUAAUUUUUCUUCUGUAUGAUGCUUGAUGCACAACACACAUCCAGCGACAUAAGGUAACUCCUCAGUGGUCGUCAACAUUUCAAGGUGCUAAAUAUGAGUGUUUUGUAUUUUUAAAAUGUCUGGUACUCCCAAUCAGCUUUUCCUUAUUGUCAUGGUGGUACUUGAUAACCUUGAGCUACCCCUCCAGUGCGUCUGCCUGCAGACCGACUCAGACUCCACCGUGUUGGACUGCAGAUAUCUAUAACAGUCCUUGUUGUGCUGGUGCAGGAGGGGAAACUCUAACCAGAACCUGCAAGCUCACCACGAGCUACAGAGCAGAACAACGACUACCCAGCAAGUCCAAAGAUGGUAGUGUUGGAGUCUAUCUGAGGGAGGAAAGAAAUUAGGGAAUGCCUCAGCUGCAGGGAUUGAAAAUGGGCCAGGUCAUCUUUAUUCCAUCACUCUUAAUUUGGAUCAUAUUCGGUUUGCAGGACGGUUUCAUGUGUAUUUAACAGAUUUCAAAGCCAUCUCAAACAAGCUGCUUCGAGCAAGAAGACAGAAAGAAAGUGUUCUCAAACCAAAGCAAUCCACGUGAAAUAUGGGUUAUAAAGGCUGCUGUUUGGCACUGGUUGUGUAAAUUCGGGGUGAACUUUGGCCCACAUUAGAUUGGAAUCUGUUACAUAUUCCUCUAAACGAUGCUGCGGGUCAAAGCCUAUAUUUAGGGAAAGUAGGAUCAUAGUGGCCCAGAAACAGGACUGCCAUCUGCUCUCGUCUGCAGCCCACAUGAACAGAGUUUCAAAUCCAGAUACUUUUCACUUAGAGAUCUUCUGAGAUGUUUUUUGUGGAAGAAAUUAUAAAAGCAGAGGAGUAGACUUAGAACUUGUACAUAUACCAAAUAUUCAUACAUACAUACAAAGAGUUUGUUAAGGAUUAUAUUGAAAAGGUCAAAUGUCUCGGGUCAUUGCGGGUCAUUAGAUGCUGUAUUUUAGCAGGAUGAAUUUAAGGACUAAUUUAUAUAGUCGUUACUGGACAUUAUGUAUUUGUUAUUCAUUUAUAAUUUACAUUUAUCAGAUAUGCCACUUGUGUUGUUUGUGCCAUUCAACAGAUUAAACUGACACAAACUUUCCAAGAAUAACUUUUACUGUCCCUAAAAGCCUCCCUAGGCUGUAGCAUGCAUGCUUGAGUGCUUUUAUUUGCUUAGAAAGCCAAAUGUUUGAGCAUGUCUGUUGAUUUCCUGAAGCCCUGAAGUGAAAGGCUGAUGGGAUUAGUGCUGCUGACAUGCUGACUGCUCUCAGACACUCCUGCCUGCUGACCUUUUGCCUAAUGACCUCUGGUGACACUAUAAACGUCUCCUUACAGAUUUGUCCUCAUUGUAGGGCCUGCUUUGGUGAAGCACAGCGCCCUCUGGUGUCAGAACCUUGGUAUUAUGUUUGGGCUUGUCAGCAUUGAGGAUAAACGAUGAUUACAGGAUGUUAUUGAACUGACAUGACUCACUUAUUACUUAAAAGUGCAAUUUGAGUCUUCUGUUCAUCUAAAUUUGUCACUGAGUUUAAUCUGGGGCUGCAGGAUUGAUCUUUUCCUGUCUCUGCAGGUUUGUGCUGCCGUCUGCAUUUUCUCACAGGUUCCCAUUUAUUGUUUGAGACAUAAAAACUGUCAAGCAAGCACAUUGUGGCUUCUGACUUUGACUUUUACCCAACUUAUUUUCAGUUUAUUUAUGAUGCAUGGUAGACUUUACUACAAGUGGGAGCAAAUAACUGAUUCACACCUACCUAACAGAAAAUUAAUCUGCUUUUUUUUGAGAAACAGAGAGAAAUGUGACGAUGUGUUGGUCCAUGUCCAUGUAAGUUAUCCUCCUCAGACCCGAGCUCUUGGUUUAGAUGCAUUUUAGAUGUGAUGACUUCGAUCUGAUGAGAAUAUAAACUUAUCCUAUUCGAACAGGAAUUUGUUACAUUGUUACAUAAUUGCUGUAGCUUUUUUAAGUAUUUGUGUUUUUAAGACAACACACUUAUUUUUCAGUAUAACACAAUAAUGUCUGUCUCUGUGUUAGCACUGAGCUGAAGUGGACAUACGAGUAUUGGACUGUUGCUGUAUAUGUUACCCCGGGCCAUCUACUUAGUGCCUUUUGUGGUAUUUCUUACUGUAGCUAUGGUAAUGUUACACAGCUCAGCUGUGAAUCCUACCUCAGUGACUGUUUCACCACUUAAUUGAUGGCUUUAAAUUGUCUGGCAAAACUGACGUGCUUGUGUUCGACUCUGUUUUACUGAGGUCGGUCAACGCAUUGGCCAGAAACAUCAAAUCCUCAGCUAAUCUUGGAAUUAUUUUCCUGUCUUCAAGCUCAUUCUUGUCAAGCUCAGUCUUUACUGUCACUCAGUAAAAAGCCAGGCUCCUGCCUAAAUACGUAAAGCUGCUAAGGCCUUAUUCCAACCGUCGGCCUCUCUUGUUUAACUCUUUCACGCUCUUAUUUUAAUUCCAGAGGCGACUACACUUUCGAAGUUGUGGGGCUUAAACUUUAAAAAAAAGCCUUCCUCUUUAUAUCAGUUUGGCUCAAUCAAUGUUUUGUUUAAAACGACUGCUGAGAACUCUUUUUUCACAGGUUACCAUUUCCUUAAUUCCCUGGCCUGUUACGUUUGGCUAAGUAAUCCCUUAUGCUUGAAUCGUGUUUAUGUACUAUAUGUUGGGGUGGUAAAUACAUGUUUUUUGACAGACUGUAAAGCUAUUUGUAAAUGUGUGUUUAAAAAGUAAUAGUUAUUGUUAUUCUCCCCGCUUUUUAUUUUAUUUUUUAUCGUUUUUAUUCAGAAACCCCUAGGCUUUUCUUAUAUCAUUUUAUAUAACAGUAAAAAUAAACUACUAUAAUUUGUCAAACACUAUACUUAAUACUAUACUAUACACUAUAUUCGUGUUUAUUAACCAGUUUCAUUUUUUGUUUAAAAAAUAUUUACAUCUAUCAGACGGGAGUUUCUGCUGUAUCUUACUUUGCUGGCAACUUUUGCCACAUGAAGCAUGUGUGAUCAGUGAGGCCCGUGACUGGGUCGUGUAAAGCUGAGGCUUCCAUGGUUUUCACGAUGAUGUUGAGCUGAGCUCCCAGUAGUCCGCAUGCCCUUCUUUCCUGCCCAUGCGCCUCUGCUAUUGGCUGCUGGGCCUCUCGUUCCAUUUCUGAUUGGCUCAAUUUCUUGCUGCAUUCACUGCCCAUGUGUGCUUCAUGUGAACGCCUAAAACUUGUUUUUCACUUAGCGUCUUGGAAUCGUACGUACGUAGUUCACGAGUUAUUACGGUAACUUGUAAACAGUCGCGUUUUCGUGGAUUUUUAUUUUUAUUUAUUCAUUUAUUUAUUUUACAGAUGUUGGAUGCUUGUGAUAUUUUAAACACAAGACUUUAAAACAUAAAAUGGUCAACAAAAGCAUUGAACUUUAUAUGACCCUGGAGUGAAUUGAGUAUUUGCUUGAUUGAGUAUUAUUUCGGUAAACAUUAUAAUGUCUUUGGAGUAUUUUGUCUGUUAUUAACACAAUUGCAUUUGAAUUCUUCAAACUCAGUUGGGGCUCUUAAUCAGACUUCCAUACGUAAAAUCAUGGUGGGAGUUUUUAUGUAAGCACCUUGGAUAAUACUGUCACGUGAAAUAUGUAAAUACAUUAAUUCACGCUGACAUGGGGGAAAAGACGACUGAAGUAUCGUUACAACCUGUACCGGGACAUUUUGUUUUCUUCCCUCCCUCGCUUUCCGUUGCGCUCAGUAUCCAGUCCUUACGGUAAUGGGGAAACUGCUGUUUCUCAGCUGAUAUAUAACAUCUACCCCCCUGCAGAAUUUCAGUGCCAGGCUGAAGCCCACCGCCUCAGUUUGUUUUCAGGAGGGUAAAGCAAAUGACCCAACAACCAGGAUGAUAGACAAUCAAGAGUUUAUGGUGGAGGGUUACCCGCGGGAGCUCACCCAGAACCCGCUCAGGAAGAUCUGGAUGCCGUGCAAAAACGGCCACAUCGCUCAUAGACGCGUGUGCAUGACAAACUGCCCGACCCUCAUUGUGACAGUUGGACUUCCAGCCCGAGGGAAAACCUACAUUUCAAAGAAGCUCACACGCUACUUAAACUGGAUAGGCGUGCCAACGAAAGAGUUCAAUGUUGGCCAGUACCGGAGGGAGUGCCUGAAAAUCUACAAAUCCUUUGAGUUUUUCCGUCCAGACAAUGAAGAAGGCCUAAAAAUCAGACGUCAGUGCGCUUUGUCAGCUCUUAAUGAUGUACGGCAGUACCUGAGCGUCGAAGGAGGACAGGUUGCGGUCUUUGAUGCCACUAAUACAACAAGAGACAGAAGAAGGACCAUCAUCAUGUUUGCUGAGCAGAAUGGAUACAGGGUAUUUUUCGUGGAGUCUGUGUGUGAAGACCCAGAGGUCAUUGCCCAAAAUAUAGUGCAAGUUAAGCUGGGAAACCCAGACUACAUUGACUGCAACUCAGAUGAGGCCAUCAAGGACUUCAUGAAGAGAAUAAAGUGUUAUGAGUCAUCCUACCAGCCUCUGGAUGAGGUUCUCGACAGGGAUCUGUCCUACAUAAAGAUAAUGGACGUGGGCCGUCGUUACCUGGUGAACCGUGUCGUUGACCACGUCCAAAGCCGAAUUGUCUACUACUUGAUGAACAUCCACAUCACACCGCGCUCCAUCUACCUCUGUCGCCACGGUGAGAGCGACCUCAACAUCAAAGGACGCAUCGGAGGAGACUCGGGCUUGUCUGACAGAGGAAAAGAGUUUGCCAAACGUCUGAGGAAUUUCCUCCAGGAGCAAAACAUCAAAAAUCUUAAAGUGUGGACGAGCCAGAUGAAGAGGACAAUCCAGACCGCGGAGAUCCUUGGAGUGUCGUACGAACAGUGGAAAUCUCUCAAUGAAAUCGACGCUGGCGUGUGUGAGGAGAUGAUGUACGAGGAAAUCCAAGAGCGUUACCCUCUGGAGUUUGCCCUGAGAGACCAAGACAAAUACCGGUACCGCUAUCCGAAAGGAGAGUCAUAUGAAGACCUGGUUCAGCGGCUGGAGCCUGUGAUCAUGGAGUUGGAGAGACAGGAGAACGUUUUGGUGAUUUGUCACCAGGCUGUCUUGCGCUGUCUUCUUGCAUAUUUCCUGGACAAGACUGCAGAUGAGUUGCCUUAUCUUAAGUGCCCUUUGCACACAGUACUGAAGUUGACACCAGUGGCUUACGGAUGUGAAGUGGAGUCUUUCUGUUUAAGCGUGGAUGCUGUAAACACACAAAGAGACAGACCAGAGAAUGUGAAUGUGCAGCGCAGCACUGAAGACGCUCUGCAGACAGUCCCUGCUCACUUCUAACCUCCUCCACUUCCUGUUCCAGCCGAGACCUAAUCUGACUGUUUUUUUUUAGGAUUUCUGAACAGCCUUCACGGUGCUGCUCAGCUGCUGAAUGAGGCAGCUUUUUGCCUGUCUCAGAGACAUCUUUUUACACUCUCACUGUAAAGCACUUUCUUUAAAUGUCCUCCAUUUUAUACAUUUAUUUUAAUCGCAAAGAGCUUGACUCUCUUUGGGGGAGGGCAACAAAAGGCAGAUGUGAUUUUUGUUUUAUAUGUGAACCUUGUUAAAGGUGCAAAAAUAUUAACUUUAAUCAUUGUCUUCCAUGAUUAUAUUAAUAUUUACUGUAUAGUGGGCAUUGUGUAUACUGCCAUAUGGGCCUGUUGUUCGUUUCUGAAGGUGUUUUUAUAUGAAGAAAGAGAAGGAAAAAAAACACCAGAAAAAGAUCGAGGACACUAAUCACAAAUUGCUUUUUAAGUGUUUUCCUUUUCUUGGCUGUUAACGUUUCCUUUUUUUUUCUUUUUUUCUUUUUAA
Messenger RNA from Haplochromis burtoni (Burton's mouthbrooder), 8480 nucleotides. RefSeq names its product 6-phosphofructo-2-kinase/fructose-2,6-biphosphatase 4b (gene pfkfb4b). Gene Ontology annotation, molecular function: ATP binding; fructose-2,6-bisphosphate 2-phosphatase activity; 6-phosphofructo-2-kinase activity. Gene Ontology annotation, biological process: fructose 2,6-bisphosphate metabolic process; fructose metabolic process. Gene Ontology annotation, cellular component: cytosol. NCBI's taxonomy places the organism in Eukaryota, Metazoa, Chordata, Actinopteri, Cichliformes, Cichlidae. The transcript has 14 exons. Bases 6546 to 7970 code for a protein of 474 amino acids. The record is from RefSeq and is a predicted model, not a curated record.